AGAGGGAGAGACCCUAAGCUACAGAUCCACAGCCAAGGAAACCGCAGAUCCCCCAAAUCUCCAACUCUGCGCACAGAGAAGAGAAAGAAGCAGCAGAGACUAACAAAAGCAUUCUUGGCUUUGAGUUUAAGAGAAGAAGGAAAAUAGUGAACAAUACGUUGGGCGAGAUCAUUUACUUGAGAUAUAAAGUGAAGGAGAAAAGCGUGACAGGACGGCGUCAGUCAGUGGGUUUAUCAUCCCUCUCCAAAUACUGAGGAACGGAUUGUCGUGCUGCGCUGCAUGAAGGACGAUUCCAUCUUGGGGAAGAAGCGUGCAGAAACAGAAUGAGAGCCAUCAUGAGGAUCACGUGUCUGCUGCUUUUACUCAGCUUCCUGUUCCACAGGGUUUGUUCAAAUGUUAACGGGCCAGCAGCCACCUCCGUGACCCAAAAUGCUGCUUCUGUCACGCCCAGGGCAUCGGCUAUGCCGACUGAUGGUAUUGCAUCUGGGACUGAGCCAACUACUGACAGUAAGGCAGGUGUAAUUGUUGGUGUCACAACUGGAGCACAUCCAACUGAUGAUGCCGAUAAGAAAAAUAAACCUACGCAAGCAUCCACACUAGCAAAGCCAACUGUUACAGUCACAGUGUCUCCUGUCCCAACGGCUGCAACAUCCAAGCCUACAGACAAGCAAACCCCCACCCAACCACAAGCACCCACUGCCAUUAACACACCUGCAGCACCUUCAACUGUCAUCUCUGAUGCACCCACUACUGUGAAGAAUGUUGCCACACCUUCUGCUGCUACACCCAGCCAACCAAAGACCCCGACACCAGCUGCAACAGCAGACAGCAGCAGCAGCUCAGCGGCACCCCUCUAUGCUGCCACGCCGCAGACCUCUGCAGCCCCUGUACCCAGUAAAACUUCUGGGACUGAAGCGGAUGUUGGAAAUCCUGCCAAUGCAGGGACAACCAAGAUCACAAAGGUCUCGACAGACACCCCUGCACCAGACCAACAGUCCAUGACACACACCCCCACCACCACCAAGCUGGGCCAGGACAGCAAAGGAAGUACAGAGGAAGCAACUGUUACGAUUACAAGCCACAUGGCAUCAAAGGCCCCAGAGCCAACUGGGAACAAGGGGACCACCAGCAGCCCUUCCACCCCGACUAAAGCAAGACCUCCUGCAUCAGAAACCUCUGGUACCAAAACUGGACCAUAUCCCACGUCCCCACAAAGCACCACCUCCACCACAACCACCACUACCACCACAGCAGCUCAGCCAAAGAUGUUUUUGUAUUCUCUAAAUAACGGACAGGAGAAAGAGGACGAGAAAGAUUUGGUGGAGGUGUGCAGGAGGCUGAUGGUGACAUUGCAAGAUGGGAACUGCACCCUCAUGUGGCGGCACCACAACGGCAAAAUACAGUUUGACCGUGUGGAGCUAAAUGGCAAAGUGAAAACCAGCUUUGCAACCCAGUAUUAUGAGGAAAUCACCAAGAAACCAACAGAUAACAAAACCCUGAUAGCCAUCCUGGCCUCCUGUGGAGCUCUGCUCAUCAUGAUCGUCAUCCUGGCUGUGUGUGCCUCCCAUCACCGCAGGCCAUACAACGAGAACCAGCACCUGACAGAGGAGCUGCAUACAGUGGAGAAUGGUUAUCACGACAACCCAACGCUGGAGGUGAUGGAGGUGCAGCCGGAGAUGCAGGAGAAAAAGAUGGUGCUCAAUGGAGAGUUCAAUGACAGCUGGAUUGUCCCCAUCGACAACCUGCUCAAGGAGGACAUACCUGACGAGGAGGACACUCACCUGUAGAGACGGCCGGGGACAGAGAAGAACAAGUAGGAGACAGCGACAGGACCUGUAUAGUUCCAGCCACACCAAAACAAACAAAAAAAUCCACACAUUUUGCUCCAUGCCAGUCCCCAGCUCUCACUCCUGACCCUGGACCUGUUGUCCCUGAAUUUUUUUUUUCACAAACAGAUACAUCCAAUAGAUUGGCCAAGCCCACACAUUCAUGCUGUCUGUCAGAUAUAUUUCUAUUGUAGUUUGGUAUGACAAAGAAAUGAGGGUAAAAUGUCAAACACUUUUAGAAGUACCAAUAGAAUUGUACACAGUGGCCUUGGAAACUUCAACAUAUGUCCACUAAAUCAAUCACGGUUGUGCCUAUAUUGUAGUUUUUAUAUGUAAAAAGUGACUCUCUACAGAGUACAAUUCAAAGUAAGUCAGUCUGGAAACUCAAAGUGCUCCAAACCCCAAGAGGAUUGUGCCUUUUUAGAAUGUACACAAGGAUGUGUUAAUAGAGUAUUAUGAUGUUAUUUUGUGAGAAUGAGGAAGAGUCAGGUGAUGUUGCAAACUGAUUCAUUUGCUCUGGAGGCCUCAUAGAGGUAAUGGCAACAUCAGCUGCCUCUGGAGGUCCACAGUUACUAACUUAGAUAGAAAUGACCUCAAGAUACUGAAAAGCAUCCUGGAGAUUUUCCACGAGUGGGUGUUAGCUCUGAGGGAGCUGCUAAUGGCUGUAAAGGCAACACUGAUGCAGUAAUCAGAAGAGGCACAUGGGUGUAUAGAAAUAAGACAAAUGAAGGAUUUUAAUCCAUAAUGCCACAGAUUGACUCGAGGGUGUACGGAGUGCUUGAGGGGACAUGUCACAAGUAUAUUUUGUUUUGUGUUUUCUCUUUGUUUCUUGAUACAUGACCCUGGCUUAAAGUUUUCAUGUGAUUACAAUCAAGAGAAAAGGCUCCAGCUUUCAUCUUAUUUUUUUUUUUAAUUAUUUGUCCCCUCUGGCUUUCCAUAAAUGGAGGCUAUUGCUCAGUUUUCUUAAAAGAAAAAUCAGCUGAUCAUGUUUGUAGUGAGCGUUACCUUCUUUAAUUCAAAACUAACGUCACAUUAUUACUUAUUUUAACUGAUAUGUUUGGUUUAUUAUUUUAUUAUAUAUUUCAAUCAGUUUUGCUGCAAUAGUCUUACUUGGUCUGGUCAGACCAGUAGCAUAGGGUGCCUGACUAACAUUUAAUGGCUUAAGAACAGAAAUAAAACAGGGAGUAAACACAUUGUGCCUCACCAGCAGAUACACUGGGUGUUUCUCAAAGUCAAGGAGGGACCCUCAAAUGGCAGAAUUUCAAGGAUGCUACGUCAUUGACCCCUGCCAAAGGGCUGUUUCAAUAGGCUCUUUCGAGAUGAGCCAGUCCUGCGCAGAUUUGAUCACGGGCGAUCGGCGCACAAUGCAUGCCAGUUAGUUUUGCUGUUGAUUUGCUCUGAUGUAUUACAAAAGUGGACAGCGAUAAUCUCGCUGCAGCGAGGGGGCUGCAGUUUUUAGAGCCAGGCACUGCAGUUGCUCUCCACCGACUGCAAGACCCAGGGCAUGACGGAAAUGCCUGGCUCUCACCUGAUCUAACAGCCGAUUGGUUUAGACGAUGACUCAACAAGAUGACAUUUCAGAUAAACUUUUAAUUUGUCUUGAAUUUCAGAGAUUUAAAUUUUAUUUGUCUGAUUUGAAGGUUUAUUCUCUUAACAGAAAACAUGUUGUGUCACUGAUGGUGAAGUUUAUUCAUCAGAGACUAAAUGCAAUUAUCAUAAACUAUACAGUCUACUGUAUGUUAACAUGGACUGUUUUAAUUAUUGAAGUAGCCUGUUUGACAUCACAGAGACUCCAUAUAGGCAUAUCUUUCCAAAAAUUCACACAUAUAAUGAAAAGCCCACCCUGAAAACAUGUACAGAGGAAUUUUCAAUCAGCGUCAUAGUGCCACCUACUGGCAACAGAAACUUACUUUUUUCUAUGAUGUCCCUCUUUUACCAGGUUAAUCAGACACACCUCAAAUUUGCUGAAAUUAAGUCCUUAGACUCUGAUGAUACUCAAAAAUGAAGCUCUUGAGUUUUCAUCAAACGCUGUCACCGUGGUGCCGCCUUAAGCACGAUAUUGUUUUUAAGAAGCAAUGGAUGCUUGAAAACUCAUCAAACAUGGCACACACAUAAGAGGUUCCAAAUUCUGCUGUCUGAUGUGAUUUUUGUGCUUUGAUGUGCCAAGAUGGCCCAACAGCACCCCCUAGAAAAUUUCAAUGACGCAGCCCUUGAAGCUGGUUUGGCCUGCAUGUAUGCAUGUAGGCACAUGUAACAGUCUAAGACGUACAGAAAAGCCUCUUGGAGUCAUGCUCCAAACCCACCAGGAAAUCUGCCAUUUUGAAUAUACAUGAAUUAAGGAACUUGUCCUAGAGAUUUUAUCUGAUUGACUUCAAACAUUGGUCUGUCCCACUGAAAGACCUUGAAGAAGAAAAGUUAUAACAGGCUUGAGUUUUCCAUAUACGGCGUAACCGUGGCAAGGCGUUAAACUUCCAUGUGUCGCAAUAAACAGGAAGUGGUUUGUAAUUCCAGCAUACAUGGUCCAAUCUUCCCUAAUCUUCACAGGUUUGAUGACAGUCCCGCCCGGAACAGAUCGAUCUCUCAAUAUUCAGUGAAGAGUACAGCGCCACCUAGCAGCAACAGGAAGUACGUCUUAUCAGACACUUUUUUGAUUUACCUGACAUUUACAUGCUGUGGUGUAUAUUUCAUGUAUAGGAACAUGACAUAUUGUUAGUGCCUUCUCCAGCUCCCUCCAGUGGGAAGAGGAAGUGGUACAAAAUGUGAAAUAGUCAGUUCCAGACUGAAUGAAGUAUAUGCUGUCUCGCUCCUGCAUGUGUGCUGUCUGACUUUGACAGAAAUGAACUGACGUCCUGCCAGCACCCCCGAGUUGUGCAGAGGUGCGAGGGCCCAUUCAUCGCUGCUUGCAGCUUUAAUUAUUAUUAUUAUUGUUAUUGUUCAGAAAUGUUUUUGCAAAUUCCUGUAAGAUGGUACAUCUUAGAGACAUGAAAAUGAUUGGAAGUUGUGUGCAAAUGCUGCUCAAGAUAUAAAUUUGCCAAUAGGUCAGAUGGGGGCGCUAUAAUUAAGGUCAAAGAAAAUUUGGAUUUGAAAGGCCACCACCCUUGCACCGUAUGUCAGAUUGACAAAAAACUCGAGAUACUUGGUCAGGUGAAGGGGUUCUACGAAAGCCUACAUAAUCCUACAUAUGCGCCUACUAGAAUGUCCGCUAUAUUGAAUUUUCUGAAAAACACCAUUUUUACAUCUCCUCCUAAGACGUAGGUCUCAUUUCCACCAAACGUUCUGUGAAUCAUCAUGGGAUGCAGCUUUGUAAAAGUUAUCAAAGACUUUUUGAUAUGUCAUUGCAUUUUGGUGAUACUGACCAAUGAACUGGAUUGAAAUGGACUUUAGUCCUUAACCAUUGAGCCAACUGACACAAAACUUGUAGAAAAUGUCAACAAAAGUAUCUGAAUCAUAUUGUUAAAGUUUGAUUCAAAUCAACCAAUAGGGGGCGCUACAUAAUCAGCCAGAGGUAUUUGUACAAAACUUAGUCUGCAUCAUCUAGGGUCAUGUCUCAGCUGAUGCACAAAAUUUAAAAAAUUAUUGCUUUAGGGGGUGUGGCUUAUUACAUUAAAACUAAAUUUCAAGACAUUUUAAAGUCCAUACUUCAAAAAAUCAUAAUAAAUCACCAGUGUGUCCUACACAGCUGUAAUUCAUCCACUGAAUGGUGACAAAACUUUGUCACACUGUAACCUAUAGUCAGAAGUCCGUCACUCUAUAUUUUUAAGAAUAUGCAAAGUCAAUUAACAUCUAUAUCUCCAGAAGUCUUCAUCCAAAUGCACCCACCAUUGCCACAAACAUUCUUUGGAUACUACUGUAGAUGUCACGUUUCAAAUGGUGUUCAGAUCGGUUAAAGUGUAAGCUCACAGUGCUAGUCAUUAUCUUGUUGUAAUUUGUACUGUAUGCACAUUGUCUAUUUCAUAUAAUUUUUAACCAAAUGUCACCAAAAUAUUUGACAAUAUAGGCCUACCUGAAAUCAGCAGAAUGAUGUGCGAUUAUUUUCAGAAUUUUGUCACAAACGCUUUUACUGUUAAUGAUAUCUGAUCUGUUUUAUGAAGAUAGUCACCAAUGAGCUUUAAAGGGGGUGUGGCUCAGCAAAUGACUCCACAACGUUUGCAUAAAUCAUCACAAACAUUGCAAGCAAUGUCUGAAGAGGUACAAGGCACAUAUCUUGAAAGUUUCAUUCAAAUUGACCACUAGGGGGCACCACAAAUACAAGAAAUGGGCAUGCAGUAACACAAAUCAGACUAAAAAUCAGAAAUUGUUACAAAACUUGCAGGCUAUGUUAAAUAAUAAUUAUGAAACAUGUAUUAUUCUAAAUUGGUCAAUAGGGGGUGCCACAAGGUCCAAAUAAGUGCAAAGGCCUUUUACAAAAUUCAGCCAUAAAUCAAUGAGGGUUUUUUCAAACAUCACCAAACUUGGUGGAUUUUUUUAAUUAAACCAUUAAGCAUAUCCCCCAGAAUGUUCCUGCAGCUGACCAAUAGGAAGCGACAGUGCUUACAAAGAAGAGCGUGGCCCAAUAAAGAUUUGGACAUAAAUGGAUGAGCAGCUGUCUGAUUGUCAUAAAACCUGUUGGUAAUCUUUUAUGCGGGUGUCCUGAACUGUCAAAGGUCUUUAUUCUACUUAGCUCCAAAGAUUUAAAUUUCCAUAUUACUGUCGCUGAGUUUGUGGUGAUACACACAUAAUAUCUACAACACCUUGGAAUCACAGUGUGAUUCUGUGUGUGUGUCUGUGAACAUACUGUACAUGCUGUGGUGAUUGAGGACUUUUUCCAGCUGUUCUCUUUACUGCACAAUGAAGGGAUCAGGGUGUGAAUGUGUGUGAGUGUGUGGGGCGGGGCUUUACCUGGCCUCACCUGUGAACAGCACCUUUAUCAUAUUCAGUGAAAAGAAAGAUUACCCCCCCCAACUCUUCCCAACUCUUCCCAAAACAACAUGACACAUUUUUAGAUAGCCAUUUAACUGACAAAUCUGUGGAGCAGAGGAAAGUGUUAAUGCUUUAUACAUUCCUAAGACUUAACAGAAACACCUAAAAUGACCUAACAAAUCAUGAAAAAUUCACUGAAAAUACUGCUUACAUUUGUUCAAAUUAUACAACAUUAGAGAGUAUCAGAAUUACCACAGUACCCUGAAACCCCUUCAGUCUGCUGAGGGUUAAUGACGCACACCUGGGGGACACUUGAUAGCCUGUUCCAGUGUGCGUCCAUCACAUGCUAGGAAGGACUCUUGCCUUGCCUCUGUAGAAUCCUCUCUUGGAAAGACCCAUCCUACUAAGGAAGGAUCCUUGAUUUUGAGAAACACCCAAUAUUUAUGUUUUAUCUUGGUUGUGGUCACAUUUAACUCACUCUCAUUCAGAUUGCAGAAUGAAAAAUGUCUUUAAAGCAACUAACUUAAGAGGAUCUUGGGAAAUGUAUUUGGUCAUCAUUCUGUACUUAACCACUUGUGACCACAGAGGGCGCUGUUCAAGAAAAGUAAUGUAGGGGAGAGCGGGGUCAGUUGAGGCAGUGCCUUUUUAGCAGUUAGAGAGCAAUUAUGCCAUUCACCAUGCUCAUACUGAGCCACGCCAUCACCAUCUGACUAUUUCUCACAUUUUAAUCACAGUUUUAAAAUCUGAAGCAUGCAUGUAAAGUUUUGGUUCUUUGGUUAUUUUCCUUCUACCGUAAUGUUUUUAGUUAUGACACAUACACAAUAGGUCUACAUUUUAACCCCUGAGCAUACUUUUAAUGUUGUUUUUAUUGGCUUUUUUUUUUCAAAAUGAAACCAAUUUAAUAGCCUACAUAAACGUAUAGGCCACAUGUACCUAUGGAAACCACAUUGAGCUGAUAGGUGUCACUGAAAUAGAGAUAGGGAGACAGUCUAAUUCCAUAUCUCAGUAAUUUAUGUAAAUAUAAUAAUUUCACAAUUUUUUUAAUGUAUGAACAAAUGACAUUGUAAAUACAAGGUGAUCAAAUGUAAACUGUUUGUUUUUUCUUUCAAUUUAAAUCAUAUUUUUCUUUAGCCCUGAAAAAGGUGUGCCAAUCGAUCCUAACCACUGUCCAAACCGUCCCGGAGAGGAGAAAUUUGAGGAGAAAAAAUGUGCUUUUCACACUAAAACUUUAUAAAUUAUUAGCAGACACCUGUAUCUGUUCAGGGAGCAAAUUACUUUCAUUACCAUUUGUCUGGUAAUUGGAGGUUAUUUUGUGUCAAAACAACAGUGUCCCAAUGGACCCCAUUCUCCCCUACUUUAUGUGUUCUAACGUGAAAGAAAAUUAUCUCUGGUUGCAGAUGGAGUAAAAUGGCCCUGAGUUAUUGAAACUAUGGUGGUUGUUUACAGAAGACAGUUUGGUUUGUAAUGUCUCUUUUCGCCUUUGUUUUUCUUUUCUAAAUAAGUUUGGCCAUCUCUCAGAUGAGCUGAUGCUUAACACCCUGUUGGACUCUACAAAGUCAUUAUUCUUGACAGGAGUGAUGGCAAAACUACCAGGUUGUAAUAAUAUGGAAAUAUCCUUCAACUACAUUGAAAUUACAGUAUUUUCUACAGCCAAUACCCAUAAACAUU
Epinephelus fuscoguttatus (brown-marbled grouper) is the source of this 8393-nucleotide messenger RNA. RefSeq names its product podocalyxin-like (gene podxl). NCBI's taxonomy places the organism in Eukaryota, Metazoa, Chordata, Actinopteri, Perciformes, Serranidae. The transcript is spliced from 8 exons. Gene Ontology annotation, biological process: cell migration; positive regulation of cell-cell adhesion mediated by integrin; negative regulation of cell-cell adhesion. The coding region runs from base 324 to 1787 and encodes 487 amino acids. Gene Ontology annotation, cellular component: microvillus membrane; apical plasma membrane. The record is from RefSeq and is a predicted model, not a curated record.